This is a messenger RNA of Paramecium octaurelia, 827 nucleotides long. The record is from the annotation of a GenBank genome assembly. Lineage: Eukaryota; Ciliophora; Oligohymenophorea; Peniculida; Parameciidae.
UAUUAAGCUCAUUAUGGCCAAUAGAUGCUAAUUUGAAAACUCCAAUGAUAUUGGUGUUUUUUCCAAACUUACUAAUGCCUAUUGCUUAGUUGCUCUAGGAGGAAGUGAAAACUUUUAUUCUGUGUUUGAAUCUGAACUUGGAUUGAGCAUGCCAGUAAUUCAUUGUUCAAUUGGAGGUACAAGAAUUAUAGGAAGAUUAACAGCAGGUAGUUUUUGAAUCAAAUAAUAUUUAGGAAACAAAAAUGGACUUCUCGUUCCAAAUACUUGCACUGAUUAAGAAUUGAAAUAGAUUAGAAACUCAUUACCCGAUGAAGUUAAAGUAAAAAUUUAAAUCAACAUAUAGGUUAAAAGAGUAGAAGAGAAAUUAUCAGCAUUAGGAAACUGCGUUGCUUGCAAUGACUAUGUUGCUUUAAUUCAUUCUGAUUUGGAUAAGGAGACUGAAGAAAUUAUUGCUGAUACUCUUGGAGUUGAAGUAUUCAGAACUACUGUGGCAUAAUAAGUCUUAGUUGGCACCUAUUGUUGCUUUAAUAAUUAAGGAGGACUUGUUCACCCAUUAACUACAGUUGAAGAAUUAGAUGAAUUAGCAAAUUUACUCCAAAUUCCAUUAUGUGCUGGAACUGUUAAUAGAGGAAGUGACAUUAUUGCAUCAGGGCUAGUAGUCAAUGAUAUUGCAGCUUUUUGUGGUAUCAAUUAAAUCAAUCCCAUUAGGUCUUGAUACAACAUCAACUGAAAUCACUGUUAUUGAAAAAAUAUUCAAACUAUAAGAUAAGAAUAAAUAAAAUAUGGAAGUAUAAAUUCGUUAGGAUAUGAUGCAAGAAUUGGAAUGA